Messenger RNA from Rotaria sp. Silwood1, 633 nucleotides. The record is from the annotation of a GenBank genome assembly. Lineage: Eukaryota; Metazoa; Rotifera; Eurotatoria; Philodinida; Philodinidae.
AUGUCAAAGGAAGAUGAUGAAUCAAUUGAAAUGUUAUAUUCAAAAUCAUGUCUUGAUUUAAAUAUGGAUGUGGAAACAAAGUUAGAUGCAUGGCGUUCAUAUGAACAUAUUCGUAAACAUCAUGUUUUAGAAGGUGAUCAAUUACAUUGUUGUUGUUUAAAUGAUUUAUGUUCAAAUGAUGGAAGUAUAAUCGAUAAAUUAUGUAUGACGUAUUGUUGUUCAUCGAAUAUGUGUCGAUCAAUAAUCGAACAACAUUUAAAAAAUGAUUUAUUUAAACGUCUUGAUAAAAAAAAAGAAAAUUUUUUAAAUGAAUUUAAUUAUUUCGAAACAAUUCGUGAUAUAAAUCGUCAAUAUGAUGAAAUUGUUUUAACAAAUUGUAUAAUUGAUGAAAGAAUUUUUUUAGAAAAUAAAUUUCAAUUAAAUGACUUAUGUAAUUCAUUAAAUGAAAAUCAAUAUUCAAAAUCUUCUCAAAAUCUAACAUCAUCAACAGCAAGUCAACAUAUUACAUCGAAUGAUUAUCAAACAAUUUCUUUUAAUCAAUAUUUAACAUCCAUAUAUCAAGCUAAUCAAUUAAUUAAAUUAUUAUAUUCAAUUGUUCAACAACAACAAACUUUUUUAUCAAAUCGAACAUAA